GUAAAUGAAAUAAAUUUAUAUUUCAUAUCAAUAUUCAACUAUUUCUAUGCCAGUGACUACAGCGGCGACGGAAAUAGAGCCGCAAUGCUGUCAUUUUUUAUGAUACAAUUGUUUGCCACGUGCAUGUGCUGUACAGUGAACAGAAAUUCAGAAUCACACAUUAUUCAUGGGAACAAUGUAGUUUUAACGAAUGAUAGAAAUUUAUUUAUGGAUCACUCCAAUACAAACGUUUCGAUGAAAUCAAAUUAUACGCGAAAAGGUUUCGAUCAUGAAGCAUUCGUUCCAUUUUUAUUAAAUAUUUCCAUAAAACUAUUAGAGGAUGUUAAGCAGAAUAUAAAAUUCAAUUAUAACCUAAGCAUUGAAGAAACUCGUGUCAUAGAUGAAGCGUUCCUCGCAAGUAAUAUUGAAUAUAAUCUGAAUUUAAAGAAUAACUUCGAUAAAAUGUCCGGCAAUAUUAAAUACACUUCCCCUGACAUAUUUCUGUUAGACUUCACAGAUUUUUCCAAUUUCUUACUACAAACAAUAAUUCAGGAAAGGUUGAACGGAGUCGAUGGUAAGUGUCUUGAAAAAACAGUGUGGUACAAGCCGGUAUUAAAGCACAUCAUUUUGAGACAACAAGUGAAAAUAAUUUUAAAUAUAAUAGAAGUGAACAUUUGCUAUAGAUUCGAUAUAUGUGUGGAAAAGACGGAGAUCAGUGAAUAUUUAGUGGAAUGGUUACGACAUUUAUUGAACGUGGAGGACACUAAACUCGAUGAGUUCAUGCGACUGAUACCAAUACUGUCAAGUAAAUACAUUAAUAACAAUAAAGUCGUACAGAAAGCUAAAAGUUAUGUAGGAACGAACACUUUUGACCAGAGAUUUUUGAUAGACAUUAUUGAUGAAGCAUUAACAGAACAGGAAGUUGAAAAAAUUGUACGGAACGAAUUAGUGACGCAUGUAACAUUGAUGAAAAAAUUAAUGAAUCUAAUUAAUUCUCACUAUAAAUUGGAGGAUUCUCGAGAUGUGUUGGACAAGAUAUCCAAAAACUUUUGGCUGUGGACAGUUGGGAACGAUGUCAACCUGAUGAGUGUGCUGGAAGACAUUUGUUAUAAUUUUCAGGAAAACGUCCAAAGUUGGCCGAUCGAGAUCCGAAUCCGGAUGCAUAACUAUUUUUCUAAAUUAUUUGAAAUUUCAUAGACGUUACAACACACAUAAAAAGAUACAUGCAUGUCUUAACUUUCUGUGUAUUAUACAGGUUAUUAUAUUUUUAAAACUUUAUUUAAAACGCUUGGUCCUAUUGGACAAAGACCAUCCAAAGGAUUUCAUCUGUAUGUAUGUAUUUUAUUCAUGUAUUAAAUACUAUUAUAAUAAAAAAGAUGACAUCGUCGUUCCAUUCUGCUGUUACAUGUAAACAAUGUCCCAUUGACAGCGGGCCAUUUUCAAUUUCAAACUUCACCUCUAAAAUGUCAACUGGUUCAACGAUUGCGCUCCUCCAUUCAGUUGGGUACCAUUUAUGUUUUGUGUGUAACGUGAAUAAAAUUUUACCUUCACCUAUACAGUGACAACACAAGGAGCGAACUAAAUUUAUAACUAAUUAGUAAUGAGUAAACGAAUUCAAUAAUUUGACGGCUUUGAUGUCAUGUCCGCAAAACAUUAAGUUCUUAAUUGAGAAAACUCACUAAUUAGAUGUGACUUUGCUUUCAAAAGUUUAUAGUUUGAAACUGCUUUGCCUUUAAGAUUUCACCAAGGGGAAUAAAUAAACAAGUCAUGAAAUAAGCGCUUGAUAACAUCGUUGGUAAAACUUUAAUGUUUCCGUUCGUUAAAAUGCAAUUUUUUUUUUUUGUAAAAAUUCUUAAACGUAAUAUACAAUAUUAUCAUA
Danaus plexippus (monarch butterfly) is the source of this 1858-nucleotide messenger RNA. RefSeq lists its product as uncharacterized. The record is from RefSeq and is a predicted model, not a curated record. The transcript is spliced from 2 exons. NCBI's taxonomy places the organism in Eukaryota, Metazoa, Arthropoda, Insecta, Lepidoptera, Nymphalidae. The coding region runs from base 85 to 1176 and encodes 363 amino acids.